AUGUCUCCAGCUUCAAGAAGAUCUGGACCAAAGUCCGGCCCCUCUACCCCUCAUCAGGACGCAUCCACUCUAAACAACAGCAGCAGCAACUCUAACAACGUCGCACAUUCGAGCAAUCCCGAUCAAGCGGGUGUUAACAUGGUAUCGCCAGACAUUAACCUCACUAGGUUAGUAACUAGACUCCCUCCCCAUACCUACCCUGAACACCCCUCCGUCGCCUCCAACUCUACUGAGUCUUCUCCUUCGCCCAAUGCCUCGUCCCCGGUCUCCUCCUUGCCCUAUCCUCACCACGACCCUCGUCACUAUCUUCGUCCAAACCAUCAUUCUCCUCAACAUCAACAUCAACACCAAUUCCAGCAUCAUCGCUACCCUCCUUUCAGACUUCUGACCCAGAAGGACAUCUUGAAGCAGAUAGUGACCCAGGGACAGGGCCAGGGCCAGGGCCAAGGCCCGGACCAGAAGAUGAAGACCCAGGGUGGAAGCAAGAAUAGAAGCCAGAGUGGAAGGAUUGCACCUACACAGCAGAAAAAGGACAGCAGAGGCCUCAACAGCACUAACCGGCAACUCCAUAACCAACCCACUAGGAGCAGCACUCGACAACCUAAUACAAAUACCCAAGGUAGCGAUGCUCUUCAAUCAACCUUAAACCCUGGCGCGCUUGCCAAUCCAGACGAACCCCAUGCUCAGGUUCAACUGAAUAUCGGCGCCGCCAACCCUUACUGGCCUGAAUAUCAGCAGCCGUCGCAUGCGCCAGCACUUCCCCUCAACUACUAUGCUUCGCCAGCACAGCACCAUCAGCACGUGACAGGUGUCGCACCUCUGGACAAUCGAGUACCAGUAGCUGCGCCCACAUCGGCCUCAGCAGGGCCCUCGAGACCUGCACCGCCACUGCCCAAGCUCAACCAGAACCAGGUCCAUGCGCAGACCCAUCCCUGGAGAAUUAAAGUCUACAAUGCCUGUCUCGCCUGUCGUAAGAAGAAGAUCAAGUGCAACGGCCAACCGACCUGCGACCGCUGCGCCCGACUUGGAUUCGAAUGCUCCUACAUCGAGGUACCUCAGUCGCAUCAGGCCAAGGGCAGACAAAACGGAAAGGCGACUACAGCAAGCGCCACUGCGACUACGAGUUUCGCCCCAGCCAAGACAAUAGUUAAGGGCCCUACAUCCUCAACGCUGGACCAGUCGGUGCCCCAUCAUCAGCAGAGCAACGUCGUCGAGACCACCAAGGAUGUGCGCCAGCAGCAUCGGUCCUCGAUCAAGGAUGCCGCCAGUGGUCCAUUUCCACAUUCGGCCCCUCGUCGCUCCAAGGAGUCCCUGCCUGCCAGGGAGUUGUUUGCGGAUAAUCGACAGCUCUCUCCCCAAGGACCGGUUGCGCAGAUGCCCAGGAAGGACAUACAGCCUACUGACGCAAUAGCUCCUCUGGGCCCCAAGCCCAUGGCUGCCUUUGUCAUGGAUCGGGAUACGGUCAUGCCGGAUCUCUAUCAUAUUCUCGUCAAUAAUGUCUCCAUUCUCAACGUAUCCAAGUACACGCAGUCGUCAGCACAAGCAGCCUCAUUCACAGCAAGACCAGAAGGGGGUGCGGUCUUGAUGGAUAUGGAUCAGCUCAAUCUCACGUUGGCCUCGCCCGUAAUCCCAACGUUCACGGUUCUGAAUUCUGAUCAUGCUGACCCAGACCACCACCAUUCAUCCUUCCAAAGGGACCCUGCAGUCACUUCUUUUCUUGAUCAAUCUACCCCCCUUGGCUUUGUUAUUACCAACAAAAGCGUCAUUCAGUAUCUGGUUCACGUUUAUUUCGAGUGCUUCCAUUGUCACUGGAUGUUUGUCGACAAAGAAAAGUUUUUGGCCCAACUCAGGGACCCAUCUUCACCUCCCGACCCACUCUUGCUCGUCGCCAUCUGUGCAGCGGGCGCCAAGUACUCGGACCACGAGGGGCUUUGUGCUGAGCCCGGCAAUCUUGCGACUAUUGGUGAGCAAUUCUUGACCCAUGCACGCAUUCUCCUCCAGGAUCGCUUUGAUAUGCCGUCGAUGUCGACCUUGCAGGCACUGUUGGUCCUUUACUGGUGCCAAGUGCAGACCGGGCGCGCAAGUCUUCGUUUCAUGUAUGUCGGAAUGGCCAUUCGCAUGGCACAGGAGAUGGGACUGAAUCGACCGGUCGACCCCAAGAAUCAUAAGAGUGUUGACGAGAGAGAGGUCCAGAUCAGAAAGAUAAUCUGGUGGUCGUGCUACCAGGCCGACCGAUGGACUUCAGCUGCGCUAGGCAAGCCAAUGGUAAUCAGCGAUGUCGACUGUCUUGUGGAUUACCCAGUCAGUCUGAACGAGAGCGAGCGGUAUCGUGUCCAAUCUUUCUGCCAUAUGACGGACCUCGCCAAGAUUCUUGGAAAUAUUAUCUUGAAUCUUUACACGUCGACCAAUGCCGCCACUUGCUCCUCGUCCGUAUUUUCGCACAUGGAUCAGUCGCUCUCUCAAUGGAUCGAGUCCAUGCCCUCGGUCUUGGCUGAGCAAGAGGAUGUCCUGACUACACCCGCUUCUCUUGACAGUGUCAGCACGCCGUCAGGACGCACGAGCUCUCAGCGCACAAAGCCAUCGACUGCUACUGCGACACCGGUUAUUCCUCACCAGGAAGCCUCCACAGGAUCUUCGACUGCUUCGAAACCAACAGCAGGGCCGUUGGGAUACUAUGCACUUCUCUUUCACACUGUGCGUAUCAUGCUCUUCCGACCAUUCCUCCACAACAGCGCACUUGCGCCAGUGCUGCCUCUCACGCUGCAGUCUCCUCUGAGUCGAUGCCGCGAAUCAGCGGCCGCCAUUUCGGAGAUGGCAGAGAAUAUGGUGUCGGAGCAGCGGUCCUACCGACAGCUUUUCAAUUCGAUCCACCUUUCGCUGUGCGCUGCAGCGACCGUGCACCGAUUCGUGAUUGCAUCUCCGCAAGCGCAAUCGGUCUCCCAACAGCCAAAAGGCCCUGAAUCGAGCGAUGGUCGCGAUGAUUCCAUGGCACCGUCUGGCGUGACCUCGACUUCCAAUCCGUUGCCCGCGACUCUGUCAAAGGCGUCGUCGCACGCCAAGACCGAUCUUUAUUAUCUAACGCUCCUCCUCCGCAUCCUUCAGAACUGUUGUCGUUUCUCGGUCGAAAAGAACAAUCUGCGGAACAUCAUCAACGGCUACCUGCCUCAGAACCACCUUAAUCCACAGGACUUGGCCUGGGCCAAGGAAGAAAUCAACAAGCCCUUUGCAAUUAUGCCCUUUUCGAUCAAGAUGUCUAUGCAGACGCCAUCUGGAUCAAAGUCGAUGGUUGCGCUCAACUUGUCAGCGCCAGAACCGCGUACUCCACCGAGGGUACAGCAGCCUCAGCCUUCAUCAGCGCAGCGAAUAGUGUUACCGCCCCAGCUAGUUCCUCAGCAGCAGCGACAGCAGGGUCUCUCGGCUCCGCAAUUUCAGGCACAGCAGUAUCAGCAGUAUCAAAUGCAGUUGCGGCGGCACCAGCGAGAUCAGCAGCAGACCAAGCAACAGGCGCAAACAAGGCGUCUUAAUGCAUCCAUAGAAGACAUGGUACCCAGCACAAGUCACAAUCAAUCUCAUGGUACUUAUAUUCCAGGCCCUGCUUCUCCAGACGACCUUCGCCAAGCCCAGACUCGAUCUGGUAGUAGGUCUUCUUCAAUGAGCGAACCUCCUGGAUAUGUCGCCACUGUAGGACCGAAUACAUUCUCCAAUACGGUCACCGCUGAGCAGCAGCAGCUUGAACAAUAUCAGCGCGAUUUGGACUUAUUACAGCAACAACAUCGCAUUCAGCAGUCUGAGUUGACUCAACACCACCAGCAACAGGCACUACAGUUGGAGCAGGCGCAGUUGUAUCAACAGCAGCAACAGAAUCAUCAGUAUAUGCAUCAAAGUCAACAGCGCCCACAGGAAAUGUUUGGUCAGCAACAGCAGCAUUCUGAGGAUGCUUCCGGUCCGUCGCAUCAAGACUCCCUUCGGGGUCGACCUUCGGUCAGCGGGAUCAUGAGCCCAAAGAGUCCAUACUCUAAGCUGCCGGAUCAUGCCGUUGCUUGUAACAAGCGUCAGAGCGAGGUCCUUUCGAAGAAGAAGCAGGCCAGGCAGAAGCAGCAUGAUACAUCGCAGCAGCAAGAUCGACAACAACAGUCUCAGGAUCAUGACCAAGGACAGCAGGAACAUCAGCGCCAGGCAAGGCAGCAACAGCAACAGGCACAUGAUUACCCACAGACAGACAGCUACAUGGCUGAUGCAUCACCGCCGAAUGUGGGCCCAGGGCUGACUCUGGCAUCGCUUUCGGGGAUGGCGGAUGGCAGCGACGAGUUUAUGGCGAAUAAUUCUGCAGCCGCCUCUGUCAUCAGCAGCCAUGUCACUGGCGCCACAGAUCUCUCGGGCACUAGUGGGGUAGCCAAUUUGGACGAACUGUUGAGUAUUGAGGCUACUGGAUACUACUCUGAGAUGUCCGCUACCAACACUGGAAGUGAUUACGGUAAUAUGGAUUCGACUACUAUGCCACUCACGGGACCUCCGUCUGUGGAAGGUCAGAAUCGGACCCAUUUCGCCGGAUCCCCCACCGAGUCCAACCGGUUCUGGUUCACACCCCAGCAGCAGUCAUCUGCCACGGGUAGCAGCACCAGUAGCAACCCCAACGGUAGUCAAGGUCGUAGCACGCACUCGCAUCGAAGCUCGAUCAAUGAGAACAUUAGUAGUGGUAGUCUCCAGCAUAUCCUUACUAAUAGCAGCAGGAACAGCAAUAACAACAACAACAGCAGUAGCAGCAGCAACAAUAGCGACAACCAGGGACGGUUUCAGGGCGGUUCGAUGAUGAUGGUGCCUCAAACGAUGGACAUGGGAGCAACUUGGCUUGGGUUCAACUAUUCUGGCAGCUCCAAUCAGCUGCCGCCCAUGCAUGGUCCUCCGUCGCCCGUGGCUCGACAAGGCGAUAGUCCUGUCGGCUACCAUUACUAUCCCUAUAUGUUCUCGUAUGCCCCUCAGCAGCCGGUCCCGCACUUGGGUCAGCCACAAGGCAUGCCUUAUGCGGCCUACCACACGAUAGAUCGAUCGGUUGCAUAUACGCCUGCUCUUCCGUAUAUAUACACAACGGACAGUACUGGAGCGAUGGGCAUGUAUGUCCCAACACCGGGGCCUCAGAACCCUCGGGGACAACCAGUGUUGGAUGCCCCUGAUAUGGCUUGGCAGCAGCAUUCGCAGUUUGCGGGACCACAGCAGCAGGCGAUAGUUGACUCGCAGCUUAUGCAGCAGCAUCAGCGUCAGCGUCAGCAGCAUCAGCAACAGGAGCAGCAGGAUCAAACGCAGCAGAUGUAUUCGCCGAUAUUGCCAAACCAGAUGUACUCUAUCCCACAACAGAGGGGACAGCAGCAACAGUCGUCUCAACAACAGCAACAGCAACAGCAUAAGGAGCAGAGGCAGCAAGCUCGUCUUACCAAGUUCAAGCACCAUGGCUCGGCACCGCGACAAGCUCAAUCGCAGCAACAGAAACAACAGCAAACUCAGAAACAUAACCGAACGGAGCAACACCAAGUCCGGCAUCCUUCUGCGACGUUGUUGCCGCCGUUGCCUCAAACGGCGUACCGAGAUGAUAACGGUUGCGCCGAAGCUGGAGGGCUAACAUUCUCGCCAGCCUCGUCGAAUUCAACUUUGGUUAACACGACAAGCAAUGCGUCGAACAACAGUAGCCAGCAGGAGAGCGGUAGCAGUAGUGGUGAUGGCCACUUACCAAGCCGUGAGACGAGUAGUGGUGCAGAAUCGACGGGUCAAAGUACUUCAACGCAGUUUGAGAGUGGCGGGCAGUUAUCGUCCUCAGGGAUGUCGGGGUCAGAACGGUCACCGACGGUUGGGUCGAACGAGAUUUCGUCGAAUUCGGAAUCGCCAAACUCGACGGAGGAUGCAUCGAACUCGAACGAGUCGGGUUCGUCGUCUGAGAACAAUGGCGACUCGCGAGCGUCGUCUGCCGACGUGGCUACAUCGUCCUCUGGCGCUGGAGCCGGUGGAGGUGGUAAUAGCGGUGGCGGCGGUGGUACGACCGACGGGAGUAACAGCGGAGGCGGCAGUGCCGGUGGCAAGACAGGAUUUUUAGGGAGCGGACGUCGUCGUCGUGGCAAGAAGUCGAUUUCGCAUGCAGGAUCUGCGGACUCGUCGACUUCGUCGUCGAAUGCGACAGGGUCUUCGGCUUCAGAACAGCCAGCCCAGGGUCGACACUAUCGUGCGCAUCAUCAGGCGCAAGAAGGCGAGGGAAGUAGUAGAAGCGGUGGAUCUCACCAGAACGGUGUUCAUCGCAAGCACAAGAGCAAGUACCGAUCCUCAAGCGCUGAGGACUCUGUCAGCGCGAUGGAGGGAUCUACGGCUGGUAGCGGCAGCGGUGGCGACGGGUCCAAGUCCGACUAUCACAAUCAGUCGAGUUCGUCAAGUGGUAGAAGCGAUAACGGCGGUGGCGGCAAUAGUGUACGAGGAGCCGGUGGACACGGUGGGGCAGACAGCGACAGCACCGGUAGCGGCUCUGGAUGUGUCUCUGGAUCGAACGAACCUUCGAGCAAGAGAACCGCAAGCAGGUCAGGGAUUAGAGGCGGUUCUGAUGGCGGUGGUGGAGAUGGCAGCACCACCGGCGGCUCCAGCAAGGAACGAUCGAUUGUAAAGGAAAAGGUAAAGGCGGCAAAGGAAAGUCGUCCGGCAACAACACAUUCUCCAAAGCAGUACAGAAGCAGCAACAGCAACAGCAGCAGCAACAGCAGCAGCAGCAGCAAUAGCCAUAGCAGCAGCAAUAGCCAUAGCAGCAACAGCAGCAACAGCAGCAGGCGAAACAGGCGCAGCAGAAAGGAUAGCAGUAGCAAACCCAGACUCAGCCAAAGACGUGACAACAACGAGAGCAGAGAAAACUAA
Molecule: messenger RNA, 6882 nt
Organism: Gamsiella multidivaricata
Lineage: Eukaryota; Fungi; Mortierellomycota; Mortierellomycetes; Mortierellales; Mortierellaceae
Product: fungal-specific transcription factor domain-containing protein
Exons: 4
Coding region: 1-6882 (2293 amino acids)
Biological process (GO): regulation of DNA-templated transcription; DNA-templated transcription
Molecular function (GO): DNA binding; DNA-binding transcription factor activity, RNA polymerase II-specific; zinc ion binding
Source: RefSeq, a predicted model, not a curated record